This is a messenger RNA of Emericellopsis cladophorae, 3276 nucleotides long. Its product is annotated as Inner centromere -related pic1. The record is from RefSeq and is a predicted model, not a curated record. The transcript has 4 exons. Bases 1 to 3276 code for a protein of 1091 amino acids. NCBI's taxonomy places the organism in Eukaryota, Fungi, Ascomycota, Sordariomycetes, Hypocreales, Bionectriaceae.
AUGGCCAUGCGUGGACCGCGACUCCAGGUCGGAUCGACCGCCUGGGUCGCUGAGGAACGAUCCUGUGCGAAGCAAAUUGUCGAAUCCGAGGUUGAAGAAUUCUCCUUUUCCGCCCGAAAUGAGCUGGACUGGCUCAAUGAGCACAUGGCAGGAAUAUUCGACGAGAAUCAGCUCAACAUUGCAGAGACCUUCAAGACUCCCGGAAAGCUUCGAGGCAAGACUCCGAGAACAGCACGGAAGCCCAUUGCUUCAGAGGCGCGUCAAGACACCACAGAACAUGGCGACGAAGAGAUCGAUUCUCCUUUUGCCUCGGACGAUGCGCAAUCAAAAUCUGAUGCUUCAAGUCCUCUUCAACCUGUCGUGCGAAAGAGCAGCAUUCACUUCGCAUCUUUGCCCGCGCGCGAGCCCAUGACGGGCGGCAAAGCCACCGGUACAAGAACUUCAAGGCUAAGUCAUCUCGACCACAACAGAAGAAGUCACUUUGGUCGCCAGGCGGACGAUAAGAACGUGGGCCAUCACACACAAAGCGGAACCGAAGAAGUUGAAGAUCAUCGGGAACCCAUGGAUAUUGACGAUCAAGGCAGUGCAGACAAGUCAUCGACAGUCUUGAACCAUAACAAAACCUAUACGCAGAGAUUGCAGGAUCAGAUCAACCGGUUGGGUAAAUCACAGCCAAGGCCUUCCAAGUCUGUUCACUCGGUCCAAGUUUCCGAUGCCACAGGUCCACCACGAGUCGAAGGCCCCAAGUCACCAUCUCCCAAGACGAGAGACCCCGCAACGACGACUCCGGGAGCUUUCCCAGAGGAUGACGAAGACGAAGACGAAGACGAAGAUGGUUGGGUCAACCAGUCUCUACCACCAGCUGCGGCAGUUGCCAAGCAAACACAAAGUCCUAGGCCGGCUUUGCCAAAGAGCCACUCGGCAGAUGUCAUGGAAGGUAUCCAUGAUGUGAAUUAUGUUGGUGGCGCGAUGCUUGCACUAUCGGCUACAGAGCAAGAGGAACGAGCAGUAUCGCCCCAGCGGAAGCCUGCGGCUGUCCUUGGACAUGGCAAGUCUGCGUCAGUAUCAGUAGCCACGAUGGUUGCGCCCGACAUUGACGAGCAGACACUGCCGCUGACGAAGGCGACAUCAAUUUCCAAUGCGUCUAUCAUGGAUCCCUCUGGGUCCAAGAGCCCAGCGAAAACACCUUCGCGUGGAUUCCGGGAUAGUCCGCUGAAACAGGUCAAGAACAAGCUGUCUUCCAUCUUGAAAAGCUCGAGGGGCCUACUCGCAAGCAGCGCGGCUCUGAGCGCCGAGAGCAAAACGUCGAUGAUCUCCCCUUCCACUACUCGAUUAGCCGCCCAUGCUGGUGCCUCCGCCUCCACUCUGUCGUUGGCAUCGAAGAACCAGGGUGAUUCAGAGGAUGUUAGCAAAGGCGCACCCGUUGCACGACGCACGCGAGCUUCAACUGAGCGCGAAAAGGAGGAAAAGCGUGUUGAGAAGGAAACCAAGCGUAUGGAGGAACAGGAACUGAAGCUUGAGAAGGCAAGGGAGAAGGAGAGGGUAAAGGCUCGCGUCUUCAGCAAGGAACAGGAGAGAGUGAUAUCCGCGGAGCAGCAAAAGGAGCAGCAACUGCCGCCACCAACUGCUGUCAAGGAAUCGGCAAAGACAACGAGAACCACCCCUGGCAAGUUCCAGCGACCUGCGGAGACGUCAGACCUGCCAGAUGAUCACGACAUUGACAUGGCUGAUGCUGCACCUGCAGCGCCGCCAGCUUCAUCUACCAAGACCGCGGGAACCAGCCAGAUUGCAAGAAAGGAGCUCAAGAGGCCAACGAAACCCACGAGAGAUGCGCAGCCAAAGCCUAAGCAAGCUCCCACCGUCAUUCGCGUGAAUACCGGCUCGCAACAGCCACUGUAUCAGCCCACUGCCCAGAGCUCAAUUGCCGUUCCGGAAACGCCCGUCACGACCCAGCUCGGUAGUAAAGCAAGCAAGGCAUCAUUGCAACGUCAGGCUUCCGUGCAAAACCUGAAGGGUGCGUCGUCCGCCCCCAGGCCUAAGGCGCUGGAUCUCGCCGCGAAGAAGAAGGAGCAAGAUGAGCGAGAGGCCCAGCGCCGCCGUGAGGCCAAGGCCGAGGUAGAGCGGAAGAGGGCCGUUGCGCUGGAGGAGCAGCGCAAGCAAGAGCAGCGCCGACAAGACGCCGAGCGGCAAAAGCAGAAGAGCCGAGAACAAGCUGCUGCGCACGCGGAGGCCAAGCAGAGCGCCCACAGACAGGCCAUGAUCGAGAAAGCCAAGCAGACCAGAGCACCGCCACCAGCCGUACGGUCGCAGCCCAACGGGCCGCCCAACCACGGCCACUCCUCUCAGGAUCGAUCAUUGGUGGCUGGCCAGCCCUCUCGUCCGCCUUCACGCAUGGGAUCGGAAAUCGGUCGACCCAUGUCCACAGCACCAGCAGCGAAGCCAGGCUUGAAACGAACCAUGGCUCCCAACGAUGACGCACAGAAUCAAGCUAGAAGACCCCCCUCCAGAGGUGGCCAGAGCUACCAGAUGAAGGAGGCGAAGCGUCGCCGCACGAGCCAAGACCACGACGAACUCGACAGUGAACCCCUGCCUAACAUCAGAGGACCUCCAGUGCGGCCUUCGGCCGGGCUCAAGAUGCAGGAUAUGUCCAAGAAGUCAGCGUUCCAGACCAGCUAUGCGAGCAAUCAAUCUGGGCCGGCGCGAGACUUGUUCAAAGCGACAGUUACAUCUCAGCAUCAUGGUCAAGCAAAACUCGCGCACCCGCGAGACAUGGCCCAGAUAUCCAAAGGCGCGAUACCCUUUGCUCCGAACGCCAACCCGGCUGGUCCAUCUCACAAGACGCCGGGCCACGCUUCGGGCUCGUACAUUGCCAAGUCCGGGGUCAAACCAGCGCAGAAGUCGUCGCCUCGUUUCCAGAAUGGCGAAGCCAUUGAGCUGCCAGAGAUCAAUACGGAUGAUGAAGACGAGAGCGAGGACGAGGCGCGCAACACAAUGAUGGCAGACUGGGCAGAUUCACCCAACCUCCGGGGUGCUCUGCUACGACAAGAAACGGUCGACCCAUCACAGAUCUUUGGCCCGCCCGCUCCCUUGAAUAUGGAAGAGGUGUUCAACAAGAGCAAGGACAGGUGGCAUAAGUUCAGGGCGAGAACGUCAAGUGCCAAUUGGAGCGGCUUAGAUCGUCUGACGGAAGACGAUAUUAGGAAAGAUCUGGCAGCUCGAGACAAGAUUCGACGAGACGGUGGCUGGUCGUAUGAGCUUAGCAAGGAUGUGGUCUGA